Lodderomyces elongisporus is the source of this 810-nucleotide messenger RNA. RefSeq names its product T2 family ribonuclease. Bases 1 to 810 code for a protein of 269 amino acids. The transcript has a single exon. Lineage: Eukaryota; Fungi; Ascomycota; Pichiomycetes; Serinales; Debaryomycetaceae. Gene Ontology annotation, biological process: RNA catabolic process. Gene Ontology annotation, cellular component: extracellular region. Gene Ontology annotation, molecular function: RNA binding; ribonuclease T2 activity. The record is from RefSeq and is a predicted model, not a curated record.
AUGCAAUUUCUUCUCAUUAUUGCUGCCUACAUCUUAGUCCAAGCCAGUGCGGGAUCCGUUUUUUCUAGUAGUUGUCCUUUAGAUGCUAAUGUUUCAUGCUCCUCUUCAGAUCGAGAGCCCUCGUGCUGUUUCGAGUCACCAGGCGGUGUCCUCGUGCAAACACAAUUUUGGAAUUACUCACCAUCAGAUGGUCCUCCAAACUUGUUCACCUUGCAUGGGUUGUGGUCGGAUUUAUGCGAUGGAUCACACAAAGAGUAUUGUGGCUACUCCAGUAUGAUUCCCAACGAUGCAAAUUAUAUUAGGAAUAUCUUAGUCCUUCAAUUUCACAAUGAAACGUUCUACAACAACUUAAAAAAUGUAUGGAGAAAUGUACGUGGAACUGACCAAUCAUUAUGGGCCCACGAAUGGAACAAGCACGGAACCUGUAUCAAUACAAUUGCAGCAAACUGCUAUCCAGAAUUUGAAGAUAACAAAAAUUUUUAUGACUAUCUAACCAUCUCGUACAAUUUGUAUAUGAGAUUGCCCACAUAUAAAUGGCUUGCUGCUGCUGAUAUAACGCCAUCAAAAUUCAUACGUUACACUAAAGCACAAAUUCAAGAUGCACUUAGCUCAAACUUCGGUCAACAAGUUUACUUUAGAUGCGACUCAAAUAAUGCAAUAAGCGAAGUGUGGUAUUUCCACCAUAUUCAAGGUUCAUUGUUGCAAAAUAAAUUCAUUCCAAUUGAUACGUUGUCAAGCUCAAACUGUCCAAGCGAGAACAUUAUGUUUCUUCCAAAAACUGUGAGAAGGAUGUAUGGAAGGUAUAGGUGA